UGCUGCUGGACGCCGGGAGGAGGAUGCCUGUCAGCGAAUAGCCAGGGAGGAGAAAUCGAUCGAUGCAGGAUGGAUGGUCGCCUUUUCGCUGUUUCUGAAAAGGACAGGAAGUCGACUUUCUAAGGUGAGCUCUUGGGAGGCGGAAAACAUCAUCCUGGGAGGAGACGCCAAUGUGGUUUGGGACGAUUUCAUGGACAAAUCAGCUCAUUCCGAGAACUGCAAAGAGAUAUGGGGAUUUGGAAAAAGCUCCUUUGAAUACUGAGUUGGAAGCAAGCAACAUGCACUUCCUUUCCUGUCCUGUAAAGGUUCAAAAUCAAGUCUUCUUAUCCUGAAUGUGUUUAGAAGCCAUCUUAAUAUGAAUUUUUAGUUCCAGUACUGUCAGAUGGGCAUUCAAAAAGAUGUCGGUCUGCAAGAAGCAGUCUGCUAUGACUGUGCCCGAUAAAGAGAGAGGGGAAGUCAUUGGAGAGCCACCUCAACAUUCAAGAAAAAAUGGCUGGAGUGGGCCCUUGCACCUGUUGCAGCUUGUUGCCUGGUGCACAUUUCUCUUUUUCGCUGUUAUAGGAUUUGGAAUCUUAGUCCCUCUUUUGCCACAGCAUUGGUUGGCAGCCGGUUACAUUUGUACUGGAGUAAUGUUUACUUUCCACUGUGUUGUCCACUUUCUGGCUGUUACUGUUGAUCCUGCUGAUGACAAUGUUCAGGCCAAGGAUUCUUUUGGGCCUCUACCAGUAUUUGAUCGCAAUAAGCAUGCUCAUGUGAUUGAAAACAUGCAUUGUUAUAUCUGUGAGGUGGAUGUGGGUCCCAAGUCAAAGCACUGCAGUAUAUGCAAUAAAUGCGUCAGCAAUUUUGAUCACCACUGCAAAUGGUUAAAUAACUGUGUGGGAGGAAAAAACUACUGGCUAUUUUUCAAUUGUUUGAUUUCUGCGUUUUUGGGCACAUUUCUGCUCAGCACAAUAUCAACAUAUGUGUUUGUUGAAUAUUUCGUUGAUCCAGCCAUGUUAAGAACCAGCAAGCAGUUUGAAGCAAUACAGAACCUCUCUGACGUCUGGUUUGUUUUCCUUCCCGCUGCCCCAGUGGAGACAAAAGCCCCGGCAAUACUUGCCUUAGCAGCAAUAGUAUCUGUCAUGGGACUCAUCACAAUAUUGCUAAUUGGACAAUUGCUUUGCUUUCAUGUCUACCUUUUGUGGAACAAACUCAGCACAUAUGAGUAUAUAAUGCACCAGCGACAGAAGCAAGAAAUUAAAUCAAACAGUCGGCAACAGGAAGAUGGUGAGAAGUUUUCAGCAGGCCGUCAUCCAAUGCAGGAGGAGCGUUUUGGAGGAAGUCUUAUUUAUACAAACCCAGAUGUUCAGAUAGAAGGUCCUUUAUCCGGAUCAUUGAAGAGAGAUCAUGACAAUAAUGCAGAUGGAAAUGUUGAGUCAAACGCACAGCCUUCAUUUCAUGUGGAGAAGAAGCCAAGAAAGAAGAAGAAAAAGAAAAGAAAAAAAUCUAACAGAGUUACACCAGAAGCUCCCAAAUGCCAGUCUAUUGAUGGCCAUAGUCCCCACGUGCUUUUACAACCACCUCCUGCAGAUCAUCCUGUAUCUCUUUCACCCUCCACUUUGGCUGUACCCGCUUUCUCAUCCCGUUUAUUACCUGUCUUGGCUCCCAUCAAUGGCCAUCUGAUCCAAGCUGCUGGUCCACCUGCGGAAUACCACUCCGACUCUGCAGAGUCAAUGGAGGAAAUUCCUGUGGCACAGACUCAUCUUGGAAGCUCUUCCAUGAGUGAAAAUCUCUUUUACAGCCAGCAAAAUCCCAUAGAAUUGGGUGUUAAAUUUGAACAGAGGCAAAGUUACCUGUUGCCACACACUACACAGCAGAAGUUUGAACUCCGUCCUAAAGUUCCCGCAAUUUUUGUUAGUGAGAGCAGCGGAGCACCUUUGGCCAAUGGACUUCAGGCAGAACCCAAAAAGCAGAACAGUCAUUCUGUGCAGUACAACAAAAUGUGGGUAGCAAAAGGUAAAGAAGGGGAGCAGGUUCUCUCCAUGUCUAAUGCAGAAUAUUUAACUAUAAUUAAAGGAAAUGCAUUAGCUUAAUUGUUCUUUUUUUAUUAAAACAUCUAACAUAUCCUUUAUUCUUAAUAAAAUACUUUUUAUACUGAA
Xenopus laevis (African clawed frog) is the source of this 2138-nucleotide messenger RNA. It is a transcript of the gene zdhhc1.S, whose product is annotated as zinc finger DHHC-type containing 1 S homeolog. Gene Ontology annotation, cellular component: Golgi apparatus; membrane; endoplasmic reticulum. Gene Ontology annotation, molecular function: protein-cysteine S-palmitoyltransferase activity; palmitoyltransferase activity; acyltransferase activity. The transcript has 13 exons. NCBI's taxonomy places the organism in Eukaryota, Metazoa, Chordata, Amphibia, Anura, Pipidae. The record is from RefSeq and is a predicted model, not a curated record. Gene Ontology annotation, biological process: protein targeting to membrane. The coding region runs from base 399 to 2072 and encodes 557 amino acids.